Tetranychus urticae (two-spotted spider mite) is the source of this 1695-nucleotide messenger RNA. NCBI's taxonomy places the organism in Eukaryota, Metazoa, Arthropoda, Arachnida, Trombidiformes, Tetranychidae. The record is from RefSeq and is a predicted model, not a curated record.
AGAUGAAUUGAACAAAAAUAAAAAACAUUAGGGACUUAUAAUAUUGUAAACGUCUGGUACACAAACAAGUUGAAUAAACUGAGAAGUUAUUUUAAAUAAAAUUGAGUCUUUAUAAGGUUCUUUGGUUUGCUCAUUGUAUUUGUUCAAUCGUUGCAAACAGUUUACUGUUUACAUUAUGCGAAAAUAGUUGAAGUGACACAAACAGUUAUACUCUUUCAAUAAAAGCUCAAAAAGGGUUUAAUUCCAAGUCGCAGCUUAGUAUUUUUCAAGUUGUUAACUAUUGCGAAUCUUGUCAUUGAAAUGUUAAACUUAUUAGUUUUAAUCACUUUUUACAUUUCAAUUGUUCACCAGUCUUAUGGACUAACUGAUGAUGAAGCAGAUACUUCAUCGAUUGACUCAACUAAUCCUGACUUUGCUGAAGAACAAGCAUUUCUUCAGCUUUUCGGAAGCAAAGACCCAGAUGAAGCAGCAACUUGUGGGGAACUCAUUGAGUCUCGAGGGUUUGAAUACGAGGUUCAUUAUGUGGUAACAGCCGAUGGUUAUAUCCUUCAAAAUUUCCGCAUCAUCAAUCGUUAUGCAAGAGAAUCUGGAAAGCAUCUUAAACCCGUCUUACUACUGCACGGCCUAACAAAUUCAUGUUCAAAUUGGUUGAUGAACUCACCAGGUGGACACAUAAAGCCAUGGAUAAAUGGCCAUCCACCAAAUGACACUUCGAACUCAGUUGCUUUCUUAUUGGCCAACUUGGGUUUCGAUGUUUGGUUGAUUAAUGUUCGAGGAACAUCCUAUUCAACUAAUCACACACAUAUUGAUCCUAAAGAUCCUGAGUUUUGGAAUUUCACUUUCUAUGAAAUAGCCAUUUACGAUGUUACAGCAACAGUUGAACACAUCAAGAAGGUAACUAGAUUUGAUAAGAUAAUAAUUAUCGGUCAUUCACAAGGAACCAUCCAAAUCAUUGUCCAGAUCUCAGUGAUGCCAGGGUUUCAAGAAAACUAUGAAGUUAUUAUUCUUGCUGCACCAGUUGCAUUCCUUGGUGAUGUUGGCGGCUUUUAUGGUGCGAUGUUCAACAAUUUUGUCAUACGUUACCUGAUGGGUCUGGACAAUGGACCUUCACCAUCUUCUUUGGCUACAACUUAUAGUGCAAUCACUGUUUUUUGUCGCAACAAAAUGGCACUUCCAUUAUGUGAAAUGUAUCUGCAAUCAUUUUGAUGACUACAAUCCAAAGGAACAAAAUAUUUCAAGAACCAGUGUAUACUUGAGUCAACAUGAUCGAAGCUCCAACAAGAAUUUAGUCCAUUUAUACCAAUCUGUUGAAAGAGAUCACCUGAGUUACUUUGAUCAUGGAAAAGACGAAAAUAUCAAUCUAUACGGAUCUGCUGAGCCUCCUGAGUUUCCAUAUUACAAUAUUGAUCCAGAAAAAUUGGUAUUAAUAAGUGCAUUAAAUGAUAACACGGCCGAUCAAAAAGACGUUCAAAAGUUUAGGAAUUCACUUUGUGACAGGCCUUGUGCUGAUCACAUAAUAACAGAUCCUUCAUUUAAUCAUCUAGAUUUUGUGCAGUCGACCCAAGCAUACAAAUAUUUUGGUAGCGUGCUGGUUGAACUAAUUGAACAUUGUGGCGGCAGCAUUUAAUCUAUAAACUCUGAACUCAAUCAUUAAAACUCUUGAAUCUAUCAAGUCAGAAAUAAAGCGACUGAAAU